Messenger RNA from Brassicogethes aeneus, 1581 nucleotides. Lineage: Eukaryota; Metazoa; Arthropoda; Insecta; Coleoptera; Nitidulidae. The record is from the annotation of a GenBank genome assembly.
GCUACUUCAGCGCCUGGGAAGGCACAUGACCGGCGCGCGCUUGUAACCCCACGAACGCCUAUAACGUCCUCGUUCACUUGAAGUUCGGUGCGCGAUCCGUACGCAACUUAAAAGCAACUCGUUACCAUACCCGUUGAAACAACACACAGAAACAGCAAGCAUGUCUUUUACCGAUCCCGUUGCCUUCAUGAAGGAUUUCCUCGCAGGAGGAAUAUCCGCCGCCGUCUCCAAAACCUGUGUGGCUCCCAUCGAACGUGUCAAGUUGCUUCUCCAAGUACAACACAUCUCCAAGCAGAUCGCAGAAAAUCAACGUUACAAGGGUAUGGUAGAUUGUUUCGUCAGAAUCCCCAAGGAACAAGGAGUGUUGGCCUACUGGCGUGGUAACACCGCCAACGUCAUCCGUUACUUCCCAACCCAGGCUCUCAACUUUGCCUUCAAGGACAAGUACAAGCAGAUCUUCUUGAGCGGUGUAGACAAGAACACCCAAUUCUGGCGUUACUUCAUGGGUAAUUUGGCAUCCGGUGGUGCCGCCGGUGCGACCUCCCUUUGCUUCGUCUACCCACUCGAUUUCGCCAGAACCAGAUUGGCCGCCGAUGUCGGUAAAGCUGGCGGUGAGCGCGAAUUCAGCGGACUGGGUAACUGCCUGACCAAAAUCUACAAAGCCGACGGUCUUGGUGGAUUGUACCGUGGUUUCGGUGUAUCCGUCCAAGGUAUCAUCAUCUACCGUGCUGCCUUCUUCGGCUUCUACGACACCGCCAAGGGCAUCCUUCCCAACCCCAAGAACACCCCAUUGCUCAUCUCAUGGGCCAUCGCCCAGACCGUGACCACCAUCGCCGGUAUCAUCUCCUACCCCUUCGACACAGUCCGUAGGCGUAUGAUGAUGCAAUCCGGUCGCGCGCAAAAGGACAUCAUCUACAAGAGCACCGUCCACUGUUGGGCCACCAUCGCCAAACAGGAGGGCACCGGCGCCUUCUUCAAGGGGGCCUUCUCCAACGUACUCAGAGGUACCGGUGGAGCCAUCGUCUUGGUCAUGUACGACGAAAUCAAGGCAGUCAUCAUGUAAAGUGUUUGCAAGCAGUCAUUUUUUAAAAGCGUCAUUUUUUAAAAACACUCCAGUCGAAAGUUCCUCCGGGAGCAUUUUAGCAAAAUUUUGGGCUUCGAGCUGUGCCGUUUUAACCGACAACCGAACUAAACAGGUUUUGUUGUCUACCCUCGCGGGUACGCGGCGCAGCUGGGAAUCGCACUGUAUAUAAUAGAUGUACUUUAUUUAUUUUCAAAUCAAAUAACCGCGUACCAUCCUCCGAGAACAAAGUGGGGACUUGAAGACUUUUUUUUUCGUCCCUUUCAAAAAUGCAAGUAUGUAGUUCCAUUGCCACAGCUCCUGUAGGUUUAAUUAUUAAUUAAUAUUAUUGUAUGUUUUAAGUUGUUGCGGAUCGCCAAACUUGUACUAUACGUUGUAAAGCACUGUAUCUUUUCAAACUGAGAUGCAAGUUACCUGUUAAAACAAAAUUGUUUAUAUAUUCUUGCCAUCAAAAUUAUUGAUGGUAAUAAUAAUAAUAAAAUAAAUCCAAACGAUUUCUC